CACACUCCAAAUCGCGCAGAAGAACUCUUCAAAACGCUGCUGAGGAAACCACGAAUAUUAUUUUCAAACGUUUCUUGUUUUAUUGCUUGUUUUAUUUACUGAAAUUGAAUCAUGGCGUCAACAAAAGAGCUCCUAGAGAUGGAUCUUUACGCUUUACUGGGGAUUGAAUCGAGCGCGACAGAGAAACAGAUCAAGAAAGCGUACCGACAGAGAGCUCUGUCCUGUCAUCCUGAUAAAAACCCUGACAAUCCCAAAGCUGCGGAGCUCUUUCAUCAGCUGUCUCAGGCUCUGGAGGUUCUGACCGACGCCGCUGCCAAAGCUGCUUACGAUAAGAUCCGUGCCGCUAAGAAACAAGCGGAGGAGAGAAACAGAAAGCUAGACGACAAGAGGAAGAAGAUUAAACUCGAUUUGGAGGCGCGUGAGCGACAGGCAGAUAAUGUGAAAGCAGACGAGGUUCAAAUCACCCGCACAUUAGAAGAAGAGAUCGCCCGUCUGAGGGAGGAAGGAUCACGAGAACUACAGGAGCAACAGAGACUCAUACGAGAGCAGAUCCAGAGAGAGAGAGGCAUUUACACAGGCACAGAUUCUUCAGCAGCACAUCAGGGUGACAGCAAUGUGACUCCUAAAUUAAAGCUGAAGUGGAAGUGUAAAAAAGACGACGCUAGCAACGCGGGCUAUUCUCACGAAUGCCUUCAAAGCCUCUUCCAAAAGUAUGGAGACGUCUUGAACGUUCUGAUAUCCAGGAAGAAGAAAGGCAGUGCUGUGGUUGAGUUUGCUUCAGCAAAAGCAGCUGACCUGGCGUUUAAAAACGAGACCGGUCUGAGUGGAAACCCUCUGAAAAUCACAUGGUUGGAAGGACAACCGGCCCCAGCGUCACACAUCGACUCCUUCAGCACAGAACAGAGCGCUCUGCGCAGCGAGCGUGAUUACGAGAGCGUGGUGCUGAUGAGACUCAGACAGGCGGAGGAGAGGAAGAGGCUGAUCGAGGAGAUGAAGAGGCAGGAGGAAGAGGACGAGACGGCGUGACUCUACAGUUAAACUCGCACUGAUCAAUAAAACCUUCUGAUCAAUA
Carassius auratus (goldfish) is the source of this 1072-nucleotide messenger RNA. It is a transcript of the gene dnajc17, whose product is annotated as DnaJ (Hsp40) homolog, subfamily C, member 17. Gene Ontology annotation, biological process: spliceosomal complex disassembly. Gene Ontology annotation, cellular component: spliceosomal complex. The transcript is spliced from 11 exons. Bases 112 to 1026 code for a protein of 304 amino acids. Lineage: Eukaryota; Metazoa; Chordata; Actinopteri; Cypriniformes; Cyprinidae. The record is from RefSeq and is a predicted model, not a curated record. Gene Ontology annotation, molecular function: RNA binding.